UAGUUUCCCGCCAAAUGUUUUCUCUUCUUUCCAACCCUUCAACAUUCUUCACCAUUAAUGUCAAAUCUUCAAGCAUUUCAAGAAACAGAUUCAAUUCCAUAAAAAUGAAGAUAGACAAAAACUACUGGCUUCUCAAAACCGAACCAGGAGAAUGGUCAUGGGAAGAUCAAGCUGUCAACGGAGGUAUCUCCAAAUGGGACGGCGUAAAAAACAAACAAGCACAAAAAAACCUCAAAUCUAUGCGUCUCAACGACCUCUGUUUCUUCUACCAUUCCGGCUCCAAAUCCCGUCGAGUUGUAGGAGUCGUCUCCGUCGUUCGCCAGUGGUACGAUGAUGGCGACGAUGGCGACGGUGCCGUGGAUGUGAAAGCGGUUGCAGAGAUGAAGCGGCCAGUUGAUUUGAAGGAGAUGAAGGCCGAUGGUGAUUUGAAGAAGGAUUUUGCGCUUUUCCGGCAGCCUAGAUUGUCAGUUGUACCUGUUCCGGUGAUUGUAUGGAAUCGGAUCUGUGAGAUUGGUGGUGGUUAUGGAGAAGAUAAUGGUAGCGAUGAAGAAGAAGACGAUGAAGGUUAAGAUAUGAAAUGCAUAUAAGGUGUUUGUGUUAAUGCCGCUUAAGUUUUUUUUG
This is a messenger RNA of Impatiens glandulifera, 621 nucleotides long. Its product is annotated as thymocyte nuclear protein 1. The transcript has a single exon. The record is from RefSeq and is a predicted model, not a curated record. Lineage: Eukaryota; Viridiplantae; Streptophyta; Magnoliopsida; Ericales; Balsaminaceae. Bases 15 to 569 code for a protein of 184 amino acids. Gene Ontology annotation, cellular component: nucleus.